CAUGGCUACGCCGGCACAAGUGCAAGGCAAGUGGAUUAAUUAGGAGGGAGAGGGAGAAAGCUAAAGCUGGAAAGCGUGCUUGCCGGCCAUUAUUGCGGUCGCUCUCGCCUUCUUUGCUAAUCUUCCAAAUCUUGAUCUUGCUUAUCAAAUUUGCUUACUGGGAUCGACGGUGUGAGUGGGCGGAUGGGGCUUUGAAAAAGCGAAGCAGACGCAACUCGUAAGGGAUGAGUGCGCAGUGCGCGUGGAGUUCCAGAGUGGAACUCGACUGAAUCGAGGUAGAUUCCGUGCAUCAGCGGGACAAAACGCCGAGAGAUUUAAAAAAAAAAGUCGGCACUUUUGCACUUGAUCCUUCGAAAAUACAGAAAGCUUGCUCCUUUACGGAUUUCGCCUACGAAAAGGUUCCGAGAUUGGCGAUGUUCUGUGAUCUAUGAUCGCUUUCAGUCUCUUUCCCGAAGGAAUUUGCUUCGACUUUGGUGAAUUUCCGUUGCAGAAAGUAGUUCUGUUGACACUGGGACUGAGGAGGUAGCUUUGGAACGAAAAUUUGGCAAUGUUCGGGCUGUCGGCAGAUUUCUUCUUUUUGGCAGAGGGAAAGUGGACUGUCAUGUGGCUAUAGAUGUUGGAAAAACUUUGGUGCCUUUCGCAAGGAAGUCGUAAAGCUGAGGCCAGUUUGGAGUGGACUGGGUUCAUUGGACCACUUGGACUUCUAGGGUUUUGGAUUGAAUUUGUGGAUACGGCCACCAGUUUCGUCCGAUGGAAUUGUGAUAGGAAGCUCUUUUCCAUUGUUAGGCGAGAGAAUUUUGGAUUGUAGUAUCCUAACCAAGGAGGAAGAGUUAUAUUGGUUUUUCUUAUACUUCUUAUUUCAGAAACUCAAGUUCCCGUAGUGGCUACAAAUCUGACUUGCUUGAUUAAAAGCUUUGCUUUUGGUGUUAUUUGGAAGCUACUCCUGGCUUAAUAAGUUCGUUGAUAAAGCAUUGCGUUUUCUGGUGUCAGGAAUAGAUAAGAUUUCAGAACCGCGGAGAAAGAAGAAGUGUGUGCAGUUGCGGUUUUUAUGGUUCCCUUUCUUCUUACUGCUAUAAAGCUUCCUUUCUCCACUCUUGCUACUAAGCUUUGUGACUACAAUGGUUAAAAUGCCAGGGAUAGUAAAUUCUGAGAGUGUCUCUGCUUUCUUGGUUCUGAAGUCUGUGUUUCUGUUGACAUCUCUAUUUAUGUAUAAUUCUGAAGGGGUAAACAUAGAAGGGCAAUACCUGUUGAAGCUUAAGAGCCAAAUGACAGAUGCUUUUCACAACCUAGAUAGUUGGAACUCGAAUGAUCUCACACCCUGUCAGUGGAAGGGUGUUAAUUGCAUUUCUGAUAAGGGUAUAGUAGUUGGUCUUCAUCUCGACUCCAUGAACCUGUCUGGAAGUAUUUCCCCAAUCAUCGGUGGAUUAGUUCACUUAACUGUUCUUGAUCUUUCCUUCAAUGAGUUCUCUGGAGCAAUUCCUAGGGAGAUUGGUAAUUGCUCUAAGUUAGAGGUAUUGUAUCUGAAUAACAAUAAACUUGAAGGCCAAAUCCCUUAUGAGUUGGGUAGUCUUUCCUCUUUACUAAGGUGCAACUUGUGUAAUAACAAACUAUCUGGUCAGCUCCCUGAAUCAGUUGGAGGUCUUUCAUCCCUUGUGGAACUUGUAGCCUACUCUAACAACAUCACAGGUCCUUUGCCACUCUCCAUUGGCAACCUCAAGAAUCUAACUGUUUUAAGAAUGGGACAAAAUCUGAUAACUGGUAGCAUUCCUGUGGAAAUCAGCGAAUGCCGGAACAUGAAACGUUUUGGUCUUGCCCAAAACCGACUAGAAGGUGAAAUUCCCAUAGAGAUCGGGAAGUUGGCAAGUUUGACCGAACUGGUUCUUUGGGACAACAAACUUUUUGGAAGUAUCCCUAAGGAGCUUGGAAACUGUAGUCAGCUCGUGACACUUGCACUUUACCAAAAUAAUCUUGUGGGUGGUAUACCUGAAGAGAUUGGAAACCUGAACAAUUUGGAGAAGCUAUAUCUAUACAGGAAUUCAUUGAAUGGAACUAUUCCAAAGACAAUUGGCAAUCUUUCUCACGCAACAGAAAUAGAUUUAUCUGAGAAUACAUUGACUGGAACAAUACCCUCUGAGUUAAGUAAUAUUAAAGGUUUAAACUUGCUUCACCUGUUUCAGAAUCAGCUUACUGGCUUUAUUCCACCUGAAUUGAGUGGAUUAAGGAACUUAAGCAAGCUUGAUCUGUCAAUCAACUCUCUGUAUGGGUCUAUUCCUUCUGAAUUUCAGUAUAUGCCAAGUAUAACUCAGUUACAGCUUUUCGACAAUAUGCUGUCAGGCAUCAUGCCUCAGAAACUUGGGGUGCACAGUCCACUUUGGGUGGUUGACUUUUCAGAUAAUAAUCUCAACGGGCAAAUUCCAAGGAAUCUUUGCAGACACUCAAACCUUAUUUUGUUGAAUUUAUGGUCUAACAAUUUGACUGGCAACAUCCCUGGUGAAGUUAUAAAUUGUAGAUCCUUGGUGCAGCUUCGUCUUGGUAAGAACAGCCUAACAGGAAGCUUUCCCUCAGAUUUAUGCAAGCUGGUUAAUCUUACUGCCAUUGAGUUAGAUGAGAACAGAUUCAACGGUUCCAUUCCACCAGAGAUAGGGCAAUGCAAAGCAUUGCAGAGGCUUAAUCUUCGUAGUAACUUUUUCACCCAUGAGUUGCCAUGGGAGCUUGGUAAUCUGUCACAGUUGGUUAUCCUUAAUAUCUCUUCCAAUAAAAUAGGUGGAAGAAUACCUCAAGAGAUUUUUAAAUGCAGGAUGCUUCAACGGCUUGAUCUCAGCAAGAAUGAGUUUAUUGGCACAUUGCCAUAUGAAAUGAACCUUGUCCAGUUGGAACGGUUUGUGAUUUCUGAUAACACAUUGUCUGGAACAAUACCUCCUAUCAUAGGAAAGCUCGCUCACCUGAUGGAGCUACAGAUGGGUGGUAAUGAAUUUUUUGGUUCAAUACCAAAGGAAUUGGGUGAACUUUCGAGUUUACAAAUUGCAAUGAAUCUUAGCUACAAUAAUCUUUCAGGAAAUAUCCCACAAGAGAUUGGCAAUCUUGCUCUGCUGGAGUUCCUUUUGCUGGACCAAAAUCAUUUGACUGGUGAAAUUCCGUCUUCUUUUGUCAAUCUGUCUAGCUUAAUGGGACUUAAUCUUUCAUAUAAUGAUCUCACAGGGCCUAUACCUUCUAUUCCACUGUUCAGCAACAUGGAUCUGAGUAGCUUCAUAGGAAAUAAAGGUCUUUGUGGUAAACCUCUUGGUGAUUGUAGUUUGUCUCCAUCAUUGUCUGCAUCAUCACCUAGAACAAAUAGCUCAUUGGGUAGGACCGUCGCUAUAAUUUCCACUGCUAUUGGAGGAAUUUCUCUUGUUCUUAUUGUGAUAAUGGUGUACAUUCUCAGAAGACCUAUUGAAACAAUUUCUCCUUUUCAAGACAAACAAUUACAUAAUACAACUUCAAGCACAUAUACAUUUCCAAAAGAAAAGAUUACCUUUCAAGAUCUUGUUGCCGCUACGAAUGAUUUUGAUGAGAAUUUUGUGAUUGGAAGGGGUGCUUGUGGAACAGUAUAUAGAGCGCUACUGAAAUCUGGGGAAACAGUUGCUGUGAAGAAAUUGGCAUCAAACCGAGAGGGUAACAAUACAGAGAAUAGUUUUCGUGCAGAGAUUUUGACUCUUGGAAAGAUAAGGCAUCGCAACAUCGUGAAGCUCUAUGGUUUUUUUUAUCACCAGGGUUCAAACCUUCUUCUGUAUGAGUACAUGGCAAGAGGCAGCCUAGGGGAGUUACUUCAUGGGGAGUCUUCUUCAUCUCUGGACUGGGAAACCCGUUACAUGAUUUCGCUUGGCGCUGCUGAGGGUCUCUCAUAUUUACAUCAUGAUUGCAAGCCCCACAUCAUUCACAGAGAUAUCAAGUCAACCAAUAUUCUGCUCGAUAAAAACUACGAAGCUCAUGUUGGAGAUUUUGGAUUGGCAAAGGUGAUUGACAUGCCACAGUCAAAAUCAAUGUCUGCAGUUGCUGGAUCAUAUGGGUAUAUAGCACCUGAAUAUGCAUAUACCAUGAAAGUUACGGAGAAGUGUGACAUCUACAGUUAUGGGGUUGUUCUGCUCGAGCUGCUGACCGGAAGAAUGCCUGUCCAACCAUUAGAGCAAGGAGGGGACCUUGUAACAUGGGUAAGGACGUACAUAAAGAACAACUCUAUCUCUCCUGGAAUACUUGACAAUAAACUCAAUCUGGAAGAUGGAUGUACUGUGGAUCACAUGAUCAUGGUCUUGAAAAUUGCUUUGCUUUGUACAAGCAUGUCACCGUCGGAUAGACCAGCCAUGAAGGAAGUUGUAUUAAUGUUGGUCGAGUCGAAAGAGAGGGCUGCCAGCUUUGGUUCAUCACAUGUUUCUGAUCUCUCUUUCAAAGAGGAUGACUUGUAGCGAAUCUCUCUCGCACAUUCAUAACAAUUAUGUCUUUUUUUUUUCUUUUUGGUUCAGGAUAGAGAUGUAUCUUCUUUCUCUUUUUUAAAUGUUACUUUUCCUAAAUAGAUCUCUUUCAGGAUUUAUAUUGUUAUAUUUUACAGAGUCUAGAAAUGCAAAAUAAUGUAUUGGUUCAUAUGGAACACGCUUCUCGUGGUAUUU
Molecule: messenger RNA, 4640 nt
Organism: Zingiber officinale
Lineage: Eukaryota; Viridiplantae; Streptophyta; Magnoliopsida; Zingiberales; Zingiberaceae
Product: probable leucine-rich repeat receptor-like protein kinase At5g63930
Exons: 3
Coding region: 1119-4439 (1106 amino acids)
Biological process (GO): protein phosphorylation
Molecular function (GO): protein kinase activity; ATP binding; protein binding
Source: RefSeq, a predicted model, not a curated record